Molecule: messenger RNA, 1002 nt
Organism: Oikopleura dioica
Lineage: Eukaryota; Metazoa; Chordata; Appendicularia; Copelata; Oikopleuridae
Source: the annotation of a GenBank genome assembly
AUGUUGGCAGAGGAUGAUCAGCAGGCAAUGAGCAAAGUUUAUGAGGAAAUUACGGAAGUUUUGGGCUCUUUCUAUACCGAAAAUGACGAAGCUAAGAAAGAGGAAGUCAAAACCGAGGCAGACGCAGAUUCUCCAGCCGAGCAAGAACCACAAGCUAUUGAUGAUAUCAGAACUGUUGGAGCUUUUGCCAAUGAAACCCUUAUUGAUGGAGUCAAAGAACUUGAAAUUCUAAUCACGAUGAGAAAUCCUAUGAAAAUCGACGAAUUUGGAGAGUUUUCUGAUAAACUUGCUUCCGCUUUAGCCACGUAUACAAUCACUUCUAGUGAGGAAGCUGCUAGUAUAAGAGUCGAAUCUUUGACUGGCUUUCGUGCGAACUGCUUCAUCACAUGCUCUGGCAACAAAAUAAAGACAAGCGCCGAGGAACAUCUUCAAAAACGUCUCAUGUACAAAAACUUCGACAUGGGCAAACGGGCCAAGUGGUUUGCUGACAAUUGCGUUGAUCCAAACAUCCGACUCCUGGCGCGAAUCCUUUCCGAUUUCAAAGUGCGCUUCAAUGGCUUUCUUGGCAUGUCUCAGUGGGCUGUUGAACUUUUGGCGCAUUAUUCGAUGUCUACUUUUGACGAAGCUGGAAAUCCGAGUAUUUUGCCUGUCCCAAGCGCAUUGAAACGCUCCCUCAUGCUACUUUCUUCUGGCUUUUUCCUCCCUGGCUCGGCUGGCAUUCGCGACCCAGCAGAACGAGACGGUCGAUCGGUGCACAACUCGUUUUCGAAAUUAGAAAUGGAUAACAUUUGCUGCGCUGCUCAGUCUCUUCUCAGAAUUUUGAUGCAAGGUGGCGGCAGAAAAGUCUUCGGGCUUGAAGAUUCUACUGGGCUCUUGGAAGAAAUGCAAGUCAUCAACGAUGUCGUUGUUCAGCCUUCCGUACAAUGCUACGUCCACAAUGAAGAAACAACUCCUGAUCCAGUAGCUGCGGAAGGAGCAGCGCCUGUGAAGAUGGAAGCUUAA